Molecule: messenger RNA, 1095 nt
Organism: Exaiptasia diaphana
Lineage: Eukaryota; Metazoa; Cnidaria; Anthozoa; Actiniaria; Aiptasiidae
Product: tyrosine-protein kinase Src42A-like
Exons: 1
Coding region: 1-1095 (364 amino acids)
Biological process (GO): protein phosphorylation; signal transduction
Cellular component (GO): cytoplasm
Molecular function (GO): ATP binding; protein kinase activity
Source: RefSeq, a predicted model, not a curated record
AUGGAUGGCAAAACUAUAGCAGCGCGCAAACGCUACAGUCGAUUACAUACGGCAGAAGAGAAGAGGCAAGAAAAGAAAAGACGUCGCGAAAGAAUAAAGGUUUUAAAAAGGCAGCAGCGAGCGAAUCAGGCAGACAACAAUGGGCCUGGUCAUGAAGUGACGGCGGGAGUAAUGCAAGUGGAGCAAGGCAUCCAAACAGAUUUACCCCCGCCUGAAAAUAAUUGCUCUGGGUCUUUGGACAGGGGAAAAAGAAUGGUGCAAUUGUCUAAAACGCCUGUGAAACCAGCCAAUCUUCAAAAGGAGCAGCAUUUAUCGUCAGGAAAAACAACAGUGCCGGUCACUAUUCAGCGCAGAGACCUAACACCACAAGAGGAAACCAACAUAAUUGGAAGUGGCACGUAUGGAGUUUGUUAUAAAGGUUUCUACCGCGGAAAUAUACCCGUAGUCAUCAAGUCUUUCAGAAAAUCGAUUCAAAGGCACGAAGUUCAACGCGAAUCCGAAGCUCUUCAAGAUCUUCAAAGGACUCAGCACCAUAUCUCUUUGCCACUAUUGUUUGGAGUCAAUCUUGACAGCCUCYCAUUUCUUCUAGUAACGCAGUUACACGGUGCACAAGAUAGAACCUAUACUUUGGGCAAUGCUAUCAAGGAGAAACUUUUAAAAUUCAAGCAAUGGGUKGACUUGGCUAUUCAGCUUGCGAGAACUCUAGGCUACAUUCAMUCGUGUGGAUGGCUCCAUAAUGACUUAAAAGAGAACAAUAUAGUCCUACACUAUAUUUCUCCUGUUUGGAAUCCUGUCAUCAUUGACUUCGGCAAAAGUUGCUUGAUAAAGAAAGCAAAAGUCAAGACCAAACAACAUGAUGCAUCACGAUAUCCUUGGAUUGCACCUGAAGUGUUGCAAUACACAUCCCCGCCAUCUCAAGCGAGCGAUAUUUUUUCUUUUGGAAUGAUUUUGAAGCUGCUCUUUAAGAAAAAAGACAGAGCCCCUUCAUCACUCUUAGAAGCUUGCAUUGCAGAAAGUGCUCGGGAUCGUCCAAAAAGCGGACAUUUUAUUGCCGCAUCACUUAUGACAUAUAAAAAAACCACUAUCGAUAUAUAG